Molecule: messenger RNA, 1053 nt
Organism: Chlorella variabilis
Lineage: Eukaryota; Viridiplantae; Chlorophyta; Trebouxiophyceae; Chlorellales; Chlorellaceae
Exons: 9
Coding region: 1-1053 (350 amino acids)
Biological process (GO): fatty acid metabolic process
Molecular function (GO): stearoyl-[ACP] desaturase activity
Source: RefSeq, a predicted model, not a curated record
AUGCUGCCCCGCCCACCCGCACCCUCCCGCCGCUCCGACCAGCUGGAGGUGAUCCAGACCCUCCAGCCCAUGUUUGAGGAGCACAUCCUGCCCCUGCUGACCCCCGUGGAGGACCUCUGGCAGCCCUCCGACUUCCUGCCCUCCUCCCAGGACCCAGACCAGUUCUACCAGGAGAUCACCGAGCUGCGCGAGCGCGCCGCCGAGCUGCCCGACGAGCUGUUUGUGUGCCUGGUGGGCGACAUGAUCACGGAGGAGGCGCUGCCCACCUACAUGGCCAUGCUCAACACCCUGGACGGCGUGCGCGACGAGACGGGGCGCAGCCAGCACCCGUACGCGCAGUGGACCAGGCAGUGGAUUGCGGAGGAGCACCGGCACGGCGACGCGCUGGGGCGCUACCUCUACCUGUCUGGGCGGGUGGACAUGAAGCAGGUGGAGCGCACCGUGCAGCGCCUGAUCAGCGCCGGUAUGGACCCGCGCUCCGAGAACCACCCCUACCUCUGCUUCGUCUACACAUCCUUCCAGGAGCGCGCCACCAAGGUGUCCCACGGCGGCACCGCCCGCAUCGCCAAGGCCUGCGGCGACGAGCCGCUGGCCAAGAUGGCCGGCCUGAUUGCGGCGGACGAGAGCCGGCACGAGGCCGCCUACACCCGCACCAUGGAUGCCAUCUUCAAGGCCGACCCCAACGGCGCCAUGCUGGCGUUUGCAGACAUGAUGCGCAAGCAGAUUGUCAUGCCGGCGCACCUGAUGGACGACGGGCGGCACGGCGAGCUGAACAACGGGAGGAACCUGUUUGAGGACUUCUCGGAGGUGGCCGAGGGGCUGGGCGUGUACACCGCCAUCGACUACUGCAAGAUCAUGGAGCACCUGAUCCAGAGGUGGCGGAUCGCAGACCUGACGGGGCUCAACCCCAAGGCUGCCGACGCCCAGGAGUUUGUGUGCAACCUGCCUGCCCGCAUCCGCAAGCUGGCGGAGCGCAAGGCUGUGCGCAAGGCCAAGGCCAAGAAGACUGCCGUCCAGUUCAGCUGGCUGCACGACCGCGCCCUGGCCGUCUAA